GAAAUAACCAAAGAAUAUGAAAUAUUAAAUUGUUACGCGAGAUGAGUCUGUAGAUCCAAAGAUUUGAAAGAAUAUAAAAAAGACAACAAGGCGAGUUCAAUACAGUGGUAAAGAUAGCUAUACAGCUGAGUGAGCUUUUAUACCUGGUAAAAUAACAUUAAAAGGUUUAGUUUAAAUACAUUAUAAUUCUGAGUAAAUUCGUCAAGAGUGUCAUUAACAUUCGUGACGUUAUUCGUUCCCUUUAAAUCUGACAGCACUGAAGCUCUCUCCGCACUGCGUGGCCUUGCCGAUUGUGCCAAAAAGAAAUCCCCUUUUCAAACGCUCCUGGAAGACCUUGACCUGUGGAAAUAUUACCCGCACAAACUCUCGCUCAAGGACGUCUUACAAGUAUCCGAAAGGAACACCAAGAAGGAGCAGCCCAACUCCUUGCAAGACGUCGCCAUGCACUUCCUUCACGGCAUUUUUGCUGCAAAUUCAAAUUCUCGAACGACAGAGCUCAGCUCCGGGAACGUUAUAGCUGAGGUCCAGCCGGAAAAAGCUGAAGACGAGUUCGCGUUUCUAACCGAACGCCACACAGCCACAACCCUUAGGUGUAAUUCUAUCAGCAUAUUGGAUCUGACAGCGGCGGUCUUCCUGUGUGCCGACCGGUGCUUGCAACAGGCAAUUAUGGUCAAGAUGUCUCUGUGCCAAUUUGCAUUGCCUCUGUUACUGCCCGACUCCAACAAAGGCACGCUCACCUUCUUGCUGUGGGCCAUGCGUUCCGUGACUCACAUUUGGAGACCUCACGAAAAAAUGAGCAGCCGAGGCCACGUCGAAGAUUCCGUGGCCAGAGCGAAGAUGCCCAUGAUGUCCUUUGUGCGGAUCGGGAACUGCAAAGUGUCCAAAUCGGAGGUCAUCAACAUGUUCCUGAGCAAUGGCCAGCACGAUUUAUUCGUUCACCGAAACAUGAUAUGCAGGGAUUCCGACAGAAAAAUUGCCAACGGUGUGGUGGAGGUUUGCUUUAGCCUGCCACGUGGCAAUGAAAACUCUGACCUCUUCCGGGAUAUAGUUGCCGUUUUUAAUCUUCGUGGUGAUGCUAAAGAUAGCCCGAUCCAAUUAGAAUUCUUGAAAAGGACAUCGGGGGUGCUCUUCGUAUUCGUGGAGAAAGUUGGAGAAAGCGAAAGCACCUUUUUGACCUCAAAUUUCGAUCCGAAUUCAAAGCCAUUUCUUGUACUAGACUCGGAAAGAGCUGCAGAGGAGGAAACACGCAGAAAACUAUUGUGCGUCUGCAAACAUCUGAAAUUGGAAAAAAAGAACGUUUUUUUGGGGGAAGAUUUCACGAGAAUUACGUUCAAGGAAACGUUUAAAAAAUUCGUUGUCGACGCCGUGAGGACCAUCGAGUCCAAGAAAGAGAGUUUGCAAGAAGCCAUUGGGACUGCUUCAGCGCUUAAGAUCGUCAUCGACGAAGGGGAAAAUGAUCUACGCAUCAUCAGAGAGUCGUUGAAAAACGUCACAGAUUACAUCAUGAAACCCGGCACGUGCUCCAUCAAAGAGCUGAUGCUUCCGCGUCAGGGCAAGCUGUGGCAUGACUGGGCUAAGCUAGACAAAGAGCAGUGGCGCCUGAACAAGAUCAGCAAGAGGAAAUGUAAAGAAUACCGCGCGAAUAUCGAGACAGUGAAACACAAACUUCGGGAGCAGCAGUCCAAGCUGGAGCUCUCCCCGCCAAUGCAGAUAUUCGUCCGCGAACUAACAAAGUCUUCCAAAACGAACUUGCUCUUUCUUCAGUCCUUGAAAGUAGAACUCGAUUCGUUAUCAAGAACCCCAGGACUGUUGCUUUCGCUGAGUGUGGAGCAUUUCAUGCGAGAAUUGGCACAGAUCUACGAGGCGUCCAAAGCUUGCGACGCAGCUCCCCCCGGAUCCCAGGCGCUGCCGUCGGUCAUGGCGCAGCUCCUCCUCGACGGCUUUCCCCUGGAGCUCAUGGACGGCGAGGCCGGCUGCAUCCCAAUGGAUUGGGUGACGGACGUCCUGCACGAAGUCUGCCGCAUGCUCGGCGAAGAGGUGCGCAUGCCCGUGCUGUCCGUGCUCGGCAUGCAGAGCACGGGGAAGUCCACCCUCCUCAACAUCAUGUUCGGCCUGCAGUUCGACGUGAGCAGCGGCCGCUGCACGCGGGGAAUGUUCGCUUAUCUUGUGCCCGUCGACGCCCUCCUGAGGGAGAAACUGCAAUGCGACUUCUUCCUGGUGAUCGACUCGGAGGGGCUAAAUUCCACAGAGGACUCACCACACCGUCCAACGGGCGAGAGAGACGCCGAGCUAGCCACACUGCUCAUCGGCCUGAGCGACAUAGUGCUGUUCAACCUCAGGAUGGAGAACGCAGAGGAGCUGAAGGACAUCCUCGGAACCGCCCUCCGCGCCAUUGUACAGAUGAUUGAUGCCGGGAAGAAGCCCUCCUGCAUGUUUAUCCACCAGUGCUCAGGGGAUCUGUCUGCGCACGACAAGAAUGCAGAGGGCCGGGAAAGCAUCCUCAGGCUGCUGGAAGAGAGCGCGGUUGAGGCGAUGAAGCUCAAGGGCAGGGACACGGUCGUCAAGCAUUUCUCUGAAUUCAUGGAGUACGACAUGGUCAACGACAACUGCUACUUGCCGGAGCUCUGGACCAGUGGCUUGCUGGUGAAGCCCAUCAAUGCCGAGUACAGUGACAAAGUGCUUGAUCUACAAAAGAACAUCUUGGAAAAAUUUAAAUCGAAGAAAUACACUCACACUCUGUCAGAGUUCAGUGAUUGGUUGAACAUCAUAUGGACCGCCAUGAAGAAAGAAAUCCUUAUUUUCAGUUUCAAGAACUUCGAUGUCAUCAACCCCUACAACCAACUGUGCAGUAAGUACUCUGACUGGGAGACGAAGCUCAGCACCAAGGUAGAUACCUGGCUGAACGUCGCAGAAAACAAAAUCUCGAACUCAAAACAUACGGAGCUUGACGAGUUGUGUGCUGAACUAGAAGGCCAAUUGAAGAAAGAAUUUUCAGAAAACGAAGGGCAAUUUAUGGAGCUGUUACAGGAUAUAUUUGACAAAUCUACAGAUGCACACUUGCUUCUGAAAUACAAAGACGACUUUUUGGACAGUUACGUAAUGUUUACAGAAAAUGUUCGUUUGGAAGCUCUUAAAAAGUAUGAAAAUAAACGGUUUGAAGCUCUUGGAAAAUAUGAUAGGCGUGAAAAUAGCCAAAAGUCUCAUGCAUUCGUGGUAAGCCACUUCACACAACGGAUCGUUGAGUGCAUUCAACAACUCCUGCAGAACUACAAAAACAAUUGCGCUGAACUUUUCGAAAACUCUUUUCAAGGUGAUUUCAGUCGGAUUUGGUCAGAGUCAGUGUCUUUGCUUGAAAAUAAGGAAAUACAGGCUGAUAUUGAAAAAAUAUUGUCCAAAGAUGACAAUUGUCGAAAACGCUUAAGUGCUGAACCAUUGUGCGACUUGGGGAAAACAACAUUCAACAUCAGGGAUGCGGAACACAAACUUUCAACAAGUGAAAUGCACCGUUCAUGGACGAGCAUCUCCACCUUCGUGAGUGAUGUCGUGAGAGAUUGCACCGCCUUUAUAGAAGGCUACGCCAACACGAAGAUCAGUUACAGUUCCAAGCAGUGGGACGAGCUACUGGCGCACAUUGAUUCGCUGUUGAACGCAGAGUACAAAGGAUGCAAUUCUCAACUGAAAGUUGACAUCAAGCUGUACGUUUGCUCUAUCGCUGUAGAAGCAUUCACGCGACUGGACAAGGCGCUACUGGAGCACAGACUAUCGGACAUAAAGAACACUGCCCGGGACCUUUUGGGACAAAUGUGCCAAAGUGGGGAUGAAAGACAGAACAUCGCUGCCGCCAUUUGUCAAUGUUUCAUCAAGCCGGCCCUUGUGAGAAGUAUCCAUCAGCAGUUGGGGACAAGGCUCGUGAAAAUUAUCAGAGGAAAAAGCAACGCAUUUUCGAGCCGUAAACACCUACAUAUGAACGUCCUCUUAUACGUGCUCAUGGAGGAAGACUUUACUCUUUUUUUAAAUUUCAUACGUUCUCAUCAAGAUGUCACACACGACUGGGUGAAGAACUAUGUCAUCCACUUUUGCAAGGAAUGUGAAUUCUUAAACUGGCAUAACAUCUGCCUGGAGAAAAAACACAUUGUAGAACAAUUCAAAUCAAAAAUUGCAAACUCAAUGACGGCAGUGAAGGCAGCACAAUCUAUCCCAGCGACGGUGGCUGAUCUCUUCCGCAGCCUAAAAGAAUUCCUUGCCGAAGAUAUCGUGUUCCAGCACUUGGAGCUGCUGAAAAUUUUCGAUCUGUACCCCCUCGUCGACGCCCAAAGUCUCGAUAAACUUUUGGCCAUGGUCGUCGCCCAACUGGGGGUGGUCAUUUGCAAAGUUCAGCCAAAUUGCGGUGACACCUGCGACAUUGAGAAUACAUUGCAAGACCUACGCGUGAGACCACACCGGCAGUUGCUGUGGAUGCUGCGAGGCUGUGGUCAGCAGUGCCCGCUGUGUGGAGCUCCCUGUGAUCGCGGAGGGGGUAACCACAGGGAGCACGCGGCCACCAUUCACUAUCCCCAGGGGCUCAUGGGCAGGAGGCAUCAUGACGGGACGUUCAUGUGCGAUGUGUGCACCACCUCCAUGGCGCGGAAAAAGAAUGGAAGGAUGGGUGAGCAUACUUUUUGCAACGCAGACACGGGAAAGAUGCCCGUAAAAUUCAACAACCUUCGCGAUUUGUACAAAGACUGGAACAUCCCGCCAGAUCCAGACUUGGAAAACCCCCUCUUCUGGAAGUUAGUCUUGCACCAUUUCAACGACAAGUUGGCGCAGCAUUAUGGGGUUGGUAAGGCGGAGAUACCUCCAGAAUGGGGAUGCAUUACAACGCAAUGUGUGAAGGAUGAUUUGUGUGAAAGAUAUUUUGGUCGGCCUGGUGUGGUGGACAACGUCGUCAAAGGAGUAAAACAAAACAGCCCCAAUUACCAUCACAACAAAAUCACCCUAAAAAAAUACAAAAACCUCUAACUGCUGAAAUAGUGGCUAGCCCAAGACCCUUGAUUGCCUUAAAUCGAGGGUCCACAGAGUCUUUUCUUAUCGAAUGCAUUUCAGUGGGGUCAAAAGGUAUAUAAAAUAAAUCUACACAUGGAAUCAUAAGAAUGUGUUGACAGUCUUCCCUCGUUAUUUGCGAUGAAGGAUGAAUUACGCAGAUGCCCGUGCAUAGCAAACUUGGUGGAUAAUGAUAUUGGCCUGCAAUUUUGUAUUAAUUCUAUUAACAAAAACACUUAAAUAAGCUAUUAAACAUAUGAAAAUCAUCUUAUUUUAUUUCAUCACUUUAUCUCUAAUCUGCCACAACACUGCAGAAGUGUUAUGGGAUAACGAAUUGAGAUGACUAGAAUCCAGUUCCUCUACCAAGGGUUCAGUUCCUCUAC
Molecule: messenger RNA, 5402 nt
Organism: Petromyzon marinus (sea lamprey)
Lineage: Eukaryota; Metazoa; Chordata; Hyperoartia; Petromyzontiformes; Petromyzontidae
Product: interferon-induced very large GTPase 1-like
Molecular function (GO): GTP binding
Source: RefSeq, a predicted model, not a curated record